Chaetomium globosum CBS 148.51 is the source of this 1443-nucleotide messenger RNA. RefSeq lists its product as uncharacterized. The transcript is spliced from 3 exons. The coding region runs from base 1 to 1443 and encodes 480 amino acids. NCBI's taxonomy places the organism in Eukaryota, Fungi, Ascomycota, Sordariomycetes, Sordariales, Chaetomiaceae. The record is from RefSeq and is a predicted model, not a curated record.
AUGUUUCAGUUUCGACACCGCUCAAGUCCCGCCUCUGUCGCGGCUGCUGGUCCAGUGGCGGCGCAGGAAUGCAAACAAGAACAGCAGGACAAGACCCCGAGACGCAAAAGUUCCCAGCAAGCCGGAGUGACAGGGAAGGGCGGUGAGCAACGACAACGGCGCAAACAACAGCCCAUACUAUCGCUGCGUCACACACCGGAACGGCAGCAGCAACGAGGCAUCGGGAAUCUUCCUUUGAUCCAGGCUCUUCCUCGCGCACCAGAUCCUUGCUACGACAACGUCUCACUGUUCUAUUUUAUCCAUCGUUUCGUCUCACCAAACCGAGAGGAUGGCUUCCCAGGUCACCUGAGCUUCCUCCCCAGCCUGUACGACUCCCACAGCCAUGGCCUCCUGGAAGUGGCCACCCUCAGCGUCGCCCAAAUGGCGGCGUACAACAAAUUUGGCGGCGAAAAGUUCCGCGUUCAGUCAUACGAGAACUAUAGCCGCGCCAUCCGGAUGUUGCAAAACCUCAUACAAUCCGAAGAGCAAGCCACCGAUGACAAAGUCAUAACGUCGGUGUUGCUCCUCUGCAUGCUAAACGACAUCUGCGGUGAACAAGCCGGUGGCGCCCGCGAGCACGCUCCUGGGCUUUACUACCUCGUGGAGAAACGGGGGCUGGAGCAGAUUGCGACCAGACGGGGAGCAGAGCUCCUCUUCUUAGCACUCAUUCGGUUGGAGGCCGUAUUGACUCUUUGGCAGCAUGUCUACUCCUUCAUACAUGACGAUGACAGGUAUGUCGACCCAGGGGCCAUUGCCAGCGCCUGGGGCGUCUUCGACCCCCUACUCCGCGCUCUCGGCAUGAUGUCCAAGACGCUGGUGCUCCGACAUCAGCUGCUCUCGGGCAGUGUUUAUCUCGAUGCCGAGGAACAAUUAUCCGUGAUACAAAAGUGCUCUGAGACGCUGGACGACUUCCAUCGCUGGGAUAUUGAAGCAGCAGAUUAUUGGCAGAGCAUGUUCAAGAGGCUCGGGUCGCCGACGGCACUGGGCCAGGUUGCAUCCGGAACGACGCACUACGACGUCGAAACGGCUUGCACUAUCAUCUUGAUCCGGUCUGCGCGUCUCAUCCUGCUGAUGAGCAUGAUCACGCACCAUUAUCAACAAGAACAAGGCGGCGGUGUUGGGAGGAUGUUGGACGAGUACCUCCCAUUUCUUGAGAUGGAUGUCACCACUGUGAUAGACGACAUCCUCGCGACCGUGCCAUACGCACUUGGCGAUGUUGCUCCCGGUGGACUCCCCGGGACCGUCCCCCCACGACGGGGCUGCCGCCAUAGUCAUUGUUCACUCGAUUCGGCUGGUGUCAUCCUGCGCGUACGUGACCCCAGAUCAGAGCGUAAAGGCGACGGAGAUUUUGGCACGGCUCAACGCCGGCAUCGGGAUUCGAGCUGCGGUAGUCGUGGGGGAUGA